Molecule: messenger RNA, 555 nt
Organism: Adineta ricciae
Lineage: Eukaryota; Metazoa; Rotifera; Eurotatoria; Adinetida; Adinetidae
Source: the annotation of a GenBank genome assembly
AUGACGAGUAGUUUGCGUCCAACUCAACCAACGCCUUUGUUUGUCAUCGAAACAUGUUCGUCGGACGAUAUUCCGCAAUUAAUCAAAUCUCCGAAACAAUCGUCAACUGUUUCUUCACGUGCAUGGAGUCUACCCAACUGUAAUGAAACAUACAAGGAUCUACACGGUGCUAUCCAUUACUCGUUUUCUAAUCGACUGAACAAUCUUUUGAAACGUUCACGAUCAUAUCCGAACAAUUAUCUGUUGUUAUAUUCCAAAAUGAAUGAAAUUCUCUUUCGAACACAAUCACCGUCUGCGUCCAUGUCAUUCAACGUAAAUUUUCUUGAUCCUAAUCAUGGAACAUUAACGCCGAGUGGUGCGUCAUCACGUUAUUCUUUAUACGGAAGUUUUUUCGAUCUUUCAGAAAGCGGUUAUUAUCCUCCCUCAGAUAAUAAAUUCUUAACUAUCGAAGGUCGACCCCUACUGAUUGUGGAUCAUUCUCCUCGAUCAACAUCGAAUGCUUAUCAAGAUAAAUGUACUGAUUGGUUGGAUCAUCUGACAACAAGUUCAACUUGA